Messenger RNA from Galeopterus variegatus (Sunda flying lemur), 3426 nucleotides. RefSeq names its product Rho GTPase activating protein 25 (gene ARHGAP25). Gene Ontology annotation, biological process: actin filament organization; negative regulation of small GTPase mediated signal transduction; activation of GTPase activity. Gene Ontology annotation, cellular component: phagocytic cup. Gene Ontology annotation, molecular function: GTPase activator activity. The coding region runs from base 403 to 2343 and encodes 646 amino acids. The transcript has 11 exons. NCBI's taxonomy places the organism in Eukaryota, Metazoa, Chordata, Mammalia, Dermoptera, Cynocephalidae. The record is from RefSeq and is a predicted model, not a curated record.
AAACGGAGAGGCAGCAGUUGUUUAUCACAACCUCGCCUCAGUGAGGCCUGAGAUUCUUUCCAACGGGAGCUUUGCUUCCCAUGACGCAGAGUGAAGUGCCAACUGGGAUCUUUCUGGUAAAACUGAAAGCAAGAAAAGCAGGGCGUGAGCCCCCUUGAGACUCUGGGUGGGGAUUAGGGGGAGUUCAGGUGCCAUCCCCAAGUGACAGAUGGAUCAACCUUUCAUCUGAGAGAAAGGAGGAGACACGUUGGCAAAUCAACCUCAAACCUCAGAUUGCUGCCGAAGCAAUCAUAAGAAGGAAAAGGACAGAUACAAGCUAGGGGGAAAGAUCGAAAAGCAAGAAGGGCACGAAUUGUGACAGACUCACCAUUUCACCAGCUACGCCUCCAAACCAGAAGCAAAAUGUCCCUAAAAUUGCCAAGGAACUGGGAUUUCAACCUGAAAGUGGAGGCUGCGAAGAUAGCUCGGUCAAGGAGUGUGAUGACUGGCGAGCAGAUGGCGGCCUUCCACCCGGCGUCCACCCCCAACCCGCUGGAAAGGCCCAUCAAGAUGGGCUGGCUGAAGAAGCAGAGGUCCAUCGUGAAAAACUGGCAGCAGAGGUACUUUGUGCUGAGGGCACAGCACCUCUACUACUACAAGGACGAGGAGGACAUGAAGCCACAGGGGUACAUGUAUCUACCAGGAAGUACAAUCAAGGAGAUCGCCACAAACCCAGAAGAGGCUGGGAAGUUUGUCUUUGAAGUCAUUCCAGCCUCAUGGGAACAGAGUCGCACAGGACAGGACUCCUAUGUCCUCAUGGCCAACUCCCAGGCAGAAAUGGAGGAGUGGGUUAAAUUCCUCAGGAGAGUUGCUGGCACACCCUCUGGAGCGGUGUUUGGCCAGCGUUUGGAUGAGACUGUGGCCUAUGAACAGAAAUUCGGCCCCCAUCCAGUGCCCAUCCUGGUGGAGAAGUGUGCAGAGUUCAUCCUCGAGCAUGGCCUGAAUGAAGAGGGCAUCUUCCGGCUGCCUGGCCAGGACAACUUGGUGAAGCAGCUGAGAGAUGCUUUUGAUGCUGGGGAGCGGCCCUCCUUUGACAGAAACACGGAUGUGCACACCGUAGCCUCCCUGUUAAAGCUCUACCUGCGAGACCUCCCGGAGCCAGUGGUCCCCUGGAGCCAGUACGAGGGCUUCCUGCUCUGCGGGCAGCUCAUGAAUGCGGAUGAGGCAAAGGCCCAGCAGGAGUUGAUGAAGCAGCUCUCCAUCCUUCCUCGUGAGAACUAUAGUCUCCUGAGCUACAUCUGCAGGUUCCUGCAUGAAAUCCAGCUGAACUGCACCGUUAACAAGAUGAGCGUGGAAAACCUGGCUACUGUGAUUGGUGUGAAUCUUAUCAAGUCGAAGGUCGAAGACCCUGCUGUGAUCAUGAGAGGGACCCCUCAGAUCCAGAGAGUGAUGACCAUGAUGAUCAGAGACCAUGAAGUCCUCUUCCCCAAGUCCAAGGAUGCACCCCUGUCACCUUCUGCCCAGAAAAAUGACCCCAAGAAACCUCCAGUGGCUCGAAGCUCUGUGGGCUGGGAUGCCACUGAAGACCCCCCAAUUUCUAGGACAGACAGUUUCAGUAGCAUGACCAGCGACUCUGAUGCCACUAGCCCCACUGGACAGCAGCCAAACGACAGUUAUCUAGAGGACAGCAGCAAAGCCCCCAGGGAAAACCCAGGAGAUUGGAAGGUGCAGUCACGGAAAAGGACUCAAACACUCCCGAACCGGAAAUGUUUCUUGGCAUCAGCUUUUCAAGGCGCCAACAGCAGCAAAGUGGAGAUCUUUAAAAAUGAGUUCUGGUCGCCUUCCUCAGAGGCUAAAGCCAGUGAAGGGCACAGGAGAACAGUGUCUCAAGAUUUGCGCCACCUUUCUGACUCCCAGCGGACUUCCACCUAUGAUAAUGUCCCUGCCUUGCCAGAGUCCCCUGGGCACGAAGCGGGUGCGCUUUCUUCCCACACCUGUGACUCCAAGGGAGAGACUCCUGCCAGCCCAAACUCUGCAACUGGGCCUGGGAAAAAGAACUGUGGAGAAGAGGAACUUGAUUCUUUGCAGAGGAUGGUCCAGGAGCUACAAAAGGAAAUAGAGACUCAGAAGCAAACGUACGAGGAACAGAUUAAAAACCUUGAGAAGGAAAAUUAUGAAGUGUGGGCUAAGGUGGUGAGGCUCAACGAAGAGCUGGAGAAGGAGAAGACGAAGUUUGCAGCCUUGGAAAUCAGCCUCCGCAACGUGGAGCGCUCCCGGGAGGACGUCGAAAGGAGGAACAAGGCCUUGGAGGAGGAAGUCAAGGAAUUCGUCAAGAUGAUGAGGCAGCCCAAGAGCGAUGCUUGAGGUUCCAACAGUGCCACAGCGACAGCUCGACAGAAGCCCAACUCUGCUCCUUUUUCAUGCUACCUGAAGACGGAGAAGCAAAUUACUCCAUAAGAGGGAAAGGACAUUUGAGGGUACACAUCACGGUGAGGAGGGACAUUCGUGGACAUCUAUGACAGCCUGUUGCCAUAUUCAAAGCGAUUGCAUUAUUCCACCAUGGCGUCAGGCAGAGUGAGGUGGAACCUUCCGUGGCUGGAUGACCUUGUCCGGCAGAGACAUUUGAGGACCCAUUUGAGGCCCCAACCAGAGCCCGGGCUGAGGCGUUCAUUUCUUGUUUUCUGUGUGGAACAAUUCACGUUGUCAGAUGGUCUCUGGGCAUCUCUGAGACACAGGCGCAGAAAAUGAUAUUGAGCUUUGGAGUGUGACUCAUGGAGUGCUGUGUUUUGGGGGCUGCCAUUCUGGGAAGCCAGAGCCCCAUUCUGCCGCCCCCACCGAGAUGCACAUUCUCCAGGGGUUCUUAAACGUGUUAUUAGAUGAAGACAAAACAAGCAAUAAACUGUAUUUAUGAAAGCAAAACCAAGGAGAAAGUUAGUUUAAAUAAAGCAGAAAAAAAAAAAAAAUAGAUAUUCUCAAAUGUGCUUUCAGCUCUGGAGACCACUGCCCAGUUUCUUAGCAAGUAUUACCUGUACCAGUUUUACAUCUUUCACCACAUUGCUCCGGUAAAUUUAUGUGCACCCUUGAAGUCCCCUGACUUAAUUAGUGGUUUGAAAUCUCUGGUUCCCACAGUGAGAAUUUAGCCUUCCCCAGACCAGGUGCCUCCUCUGCUAUUCCUGUUUUUCCCUUUGUUUUCCUCACUCUGGUUAAUCCCCGCACCUGGGGUCAUGCUCAGUCCCCAUAGAGUGAAGGUACAGAUCUGGAGUGUCAGUCUUGCUAUUCAGGCCCUGCUCCACCACCCCCAUCCCCCUGAGGACCAGAUUGGAGAGGAAGGAUGACACAGAGCAUCUUUUUUUAGGCCUGCUUGCAGAAGAUUGGGGGGAUGGGAGGGGGUGGGAAACUCGUUUGGAACAUUCUGAAGAAAAGCAAUAAAAUAUGUGAUUUCCUGGG